AUGUCUGACUGGGCUGUCAACUUGCUCUCGAGCCGUUUGCUUGGAUAUCUUCAUAUGGAAUGUCAAGACGCGGCAUGUUAUGGUGUUGUUGCUGCUCACAAAGUGUGCUUUGCUAUUGUUAUUUUUCAUAUGCUGUUGGGAUUAUUGGUACUUGGAGUACGGGACAGCCGAGAGAAAAGGGCGGUGAUUCAAAAUGGUGGAUGGGGGUUUAAAGUGAUAUUUUGGCUUGGACUUGUGACAGGAUCUAUUUUUAUUCCCAAUGAAUUUAUAUUUGUGUGGGGAAAUUACAUUUCUUUGAUUGGUGCCUUCCUAUUCAUCAUCUUUGGCCUUCUACUUUUGCUGGAUAUUGCUCAAGCAUGGACAGAAAUAUGUCUAGAUAAACUGAUGGCAUCUGAAAAUAACCGAUGGAAAUACAUGUUAAUUGGUACAACUUUGAGUCAAUUCAGUGGAAUGACAACCCUGACAGGACUCUUGUACGGCUUUUAUGGAACCAAUGGGUGCACUCUUGAUUUGUUUCUCAUAUCCUUCAACUUGGCCCUUACUCUGUUUGUCACCCUGCUUUGCUUUUUUCCUGCGAUUCAAGAAGCUAGCCCCCAAUCUGGGCUAUCUCAAGCAUCGAUUGUAACAUUUUACUGUACAUAUCAAGUAUUUUCUGCAGUAGCUAAUCGGGGUAACGAUGAAAGCUGCAGUCCUCAAUCAAUAGGAUUGGAGAUAGUAGCAGUUGUACUUGGCACUGUAAUUUCUUUUGCUAUAUUGGUCUAUUUAGCCACUCGCUCAGGGAGUCAAGAAAUACCCUACGACGGAGAACGCGGAACGAGUCGCGAAUAUCUAGUCCAGUCGGUUGACCAUGGGACAAUACCACGAUCUAAUCUAGAUCGAUACGAUGAACAAGAAGAGCUUUCAGGAACAGUUUAUAGUUAUUCGUUCUUUCAUUUCAUUAUGGCUAUUGCGGCGAUGUAUGCAGCUCUACUUAUUACUCGAUGGAAUAAAAUUGUAGUCGAAACACAGCCCACGGAGCUUGUGAAGAUUGAGCACACAUAUGCUGCAGUGUGGAUAAAGAUUGUUUCCAGUUGGAUAUCCUAUGCUCUAUAUGUGUGGACACUUGUGGCACCCAUUAUGAUGCCAGAUCGGUUCCUAGUAAGUUCGUCAUUAUAG
Messenger RNA from Phycomyces blakesleeanus NRRL 1555(-), 1155 nucleotides. RefSeq lists its product as hypothetical. The transcript has 7 exons. Gene Ontology annotation, cellular component: membrane. NCBI's taxonomy places the organism in Eukaryota, Fungi, Mucoromycota, Mucoromycetes, Mucorales, Phycomycetaceae. The record is from RefSeq and is a predicted model, not a curated record. The coding region runs from base 1 to 1155 and encodes 384 amino acids.